Molecule: messenger RNA, 3371 nt
Organism: Misgurnus anguillicaudatus (oriental weatherfish)
Lineage: Eukaryota; Metazoa; Chordata; Actinopteri; Cypriniformes; Cobitidae
Gene: tmem121b
Product: transmembrane protein 121B
Source: RefSeq, a predicted model, not a curated record
AUAGUCCUUUGUAUUUUCGCACAUUCCGCUCCAUUCCACACCAAUGGAAUUCCAUUCCGUGCUUUCCUAUUCUGCCCCCUUAAGCCGCUAUCAUUACACCAGCAGAUCCAAAACAAGCCGAGAGAAGGCAUGAAUACAAUGACAGACAUCGUCAAAGACAUCUCUGCGGCCAGCUUUCCCCAACCCGACUCACCUGUCUCCUCAGCACCGGAAAACGGACAGCUGCUGUUCAUCCGCAACGUCGCGUCUCGUCGGGAUACGCAGACCACCAGCGGCAGCGUCAACCUCGAGGGCAGCUCCCAGCCCCUCGUACCCUCAGCAACAGCCGAUCCCCAGUCCUACACCAUGACAUCGGGCGAAUUCAUGCAGUCCACCCCUCUGUUCGUGCAGAGGUCCAAGAAGAACCUGUUUUAUAAGAUCUUAUGCUUCCUCGUGCUGCUUCUCCAGGGCGGCAUGCUGGAUUUCUACCUCAUCAUCUUCACGGACCUCUACUGGUGCUCGUGGAUAGCCACGGAUCUGGUGGUCAUAUCAGGAUGGGGGAUCUUCUUCAUGAAGAACGCCAGGAGCAAGCGGGAACGCGCCUGCGGGUUCCACCAGAAGAGCUCCAUGUUCGGGUGCAACCUCGGGGAGUUCACCUUCGCGUACCUGGCGUGGCUCAUUUACGUGAUCGCAUCCACCCCGAAAGUGGUGCUUGUUUUGGAAACGUCCAUUUUGGAUCUCAUCGCCCUUAAAGUGCCGUUCGGCAUCACCGGUUUCAAGAUAACCAUGUUGCUUUGCGCGCCUUUGCUUUACUGUCUCAUCAAUUCCAUUAUUGAGGAUCCCAACGGUGCCACGCGUUUCCAUUCCCAAGGCUGCUUCAUGAGCACCUGCGUGGACAUCCUGGACAGCUUCGUCCUGGUGGAAAUGCUCCUCAAAAACGAAAUUUCCAACGUGUACCUGAAGUACACGGUCAUAUCGGUGUAUUUCAUCGCGUUGGGCGUUCCGGUUUUAUGGCUUUAUGAGUUGACGGCGUCAGAGAUGAACUGCCGCUGGAUAUGGGCGAGGUUCUUCACCGGCGUGCUGGUCAACGCACCGUUACUAGUGGUCAGAUGUUUCCUCGUCUUCGUUUACAACACGCCCGUGUCGGUUUUCAUGUUCAAAAACGUGCUGUUUUUGGGGUGCAAGUGCCUGGAGAUGAUCGAGCAGUGCGCGUCUCUGAGAGGCAACCGGAGGUUUGCGCGUGGACGCGGUGGCAACGCGGCCCAGUUCUCUCAUUGCGUUUCAGAGAACGACAUGUGUCCUCAUGGUUAUGUGAACACGCUGGCUGUCAAUACUCAGUCGUAGGUGCUACAACCGAACCACUCAAUGUGCCAAUGAAUAAACAUUCCUCUGCAGUAUAUACUCAAUGAAACAGACAUGAACCAGCGCUUACGUGACGCUAAUGACGAGAACCUUUGAUUUGCACUUGUUUUGUGAGGCACUUUAACCCCGAGAGAACUGUUCAACAGAGGAAAUGUUAUAAGUGCAAUGUUGUAUCAUUUAUUUUCUAUGUAUGUCCUCGAUCUUUUUGGAAUCGAUUUACAGUAACAUGAGGUGAUGUUUCUAGUGUUUUCAAAGAUGUUCCCAAACGCACUUCUCAAAAGUGUAAAUAUGCCUUGUGACUUGGUGUACACUUCAGAUUGUGAACGUGACGUGGUCCCUUCCCUGGUUUUCUGGUAUUUACGGAUGGAAACUGUGGCAAGAUGUACAGUAUGAUAAGGAUUUUUGCAAAUGUUUAAUGUUAAUAGGCUAUAUAGAAUCUAUAAAGAUAACCGUAAUCCAUCUUUGAUGACCAAACUUCGACAUGUGCCGGCCACAUCCAGCCAUAACACUUCCACAGUGCCGUCUCUUAUCAUUUUGAACUAGGCUACCUCUCUCGACCGAACCUUACAGAAACCAUAACCAACUCAAGAUGUUGUCUCACUCAUGCCAGUAAAUAAGUUAUGGUUUACGAAAUGAUAUAACACAGUUACUGGCCAAGAAAAUGAUGUUAUCGUUAAUGGAUCGAAUAGAAGAGGAUGAGUCUGUGUCUAAAUGAUAAAGCAGAUAUGCAUAUUACAAGUUCAAUGUACUUUAGUUACACCAAGAAUUACAGCAAGAAUCAAAAACAAAUCUCAAUUCUCCUGCUUAACUUCAAGUCAGCAAGUUUGUAAGGAGAGUAUAUUAUGUGUAUCCUAAAAUACCAUCGAGUUACUACUAACUAAUGUGCAUCCUAUUACUAUUAUUUUUGUGCAUUGAGGAUGGGGUACAGGGUGAGCUAAACGUGAUAAAUAUGCAGGCCGAAAGUGCAUUAUGGGAUUUUUAUGCCUCAUUGCGCAGUAUAACCCAACAAAUAUGUAACAUUGCAUACUACGCAUGUUUUUUUUUAACUACAGUAUAUUCCGACUAUAUUUAUCCACAUCAGUGUUUUACAGAUUUUUUAUCUUACAAGGGCUUUAAUUUGCAAGUUGUGUUAUGGUUGUUUACAUACAACAUAUUAUUUGCACCGCAAUACGCUCUUAAAAUAAUGGUGCUUGACAGGUUCUUCGCAGCGAUGCCAUGGAGCGGGUCCAAAUGUUUUUGUCAGUCGAACCACCCUGAUCUAGAUUAUUUACUUGAAGUACCCUCUGAGUUAAUAUUUUAACAAUUUAUUUGCAUGUUUAACUUGAAAUACAUAAUUUUUAAUAGUAUUUUACAUAGUUAUUGUUAUUACUACCUGACUUUCUUUUAUUAUGCACGAGUUCUCAGUUUACUGAUUUAUUGUAAUGUGUAACGCACCGUUCAGACUGACUAGCUUUGAGGAAAGUUACUUUUAAAAGUAAUGCAUUACAAUAUUAAGUUACUUUCCCAAAAAGUAACUAAUGGCGUUACUUAGUUACUUUUCAUGUAAAGUAAUACUUACAUUACUUUUAAGUUACUUUUUCUUACUUGGCUGAGGCUUGAUCUCUUUCAGGCCUCGCAGAUGUUUUUUAUGACUGAAAAGUUCUGCAUUCAGAAAUAUUAGAUUUUCCAUCGCAAAAAUGUCAAGUUCUGGCCUGCCAUCUUCGUUUCUGACUCAAAGUGUUUCCGCCCUGGCGUGCACACAGAGUGCGUGAUUCGACGUGACUACGUUUAGUUUAAUUCAGUAUAUAUAUAUUUUUUAAAUCAAAUUCAUUAAACUAAAAAGUAACUUGCAUUACUUUUUUAUAAAAGUAACUCAAAUAUUAAUGUGUACAUUUAUAAAGUAAUACGUUACUUUACUCGUUACUUCAGAAAAGUAAUAUUAUUACGUAAUGCACGUAAAGCAAAAUGAUCUCGUUCAUUUCAAAGAAAGCAACACCAGCGACAAUGACCAUUGGUGACAGGAUGUGGGUGUGUCCCACGACGCAACAAAG